This is a messenger RNA of Seriola aureovittata, 1391 nucleotides long. RefSeq names its product POU class 4 homeobox 3 (gene pou4f3). Gene Ontology annotation, molecular function: DNA-binding transcription factor activity, RNA polymerase II-specific; RNA polymerase II cis-regulatory region sequence-specific DNA binding. Gene Ontology annotation, biological process: regulation of transcription by RNA polymerase II. The transcript has 2 exons. The record is from RefSeq and is a predicted model, not a curated record. Bases 29 to 1213 code for a protein of 394 amino acids. Lineage: Eukaryota; Metazoa; Chordata; Actinopteri; Carangiformes; Carangidae.
GGAGGAGGGCAGGAAGAGCGAGAGAGGGAUGCCGGGAGGCGCUGCCGAUGUUAACAGCUCAGUCUGGUGUAGGAGAGUAGAGGAGCUCUGUAGCUGUCCGCUCCCCGGCUUUCAUGUCAGGGGCCACACUGCUUGCGAGGUGCUUGCAGGGAGGAGGAUGAUGACCAUGAACGGCAAGCAGCAUUUCUCCGUGCACCCGGCUCUGCACGAGCCCAAGUAUCCCGGCCUGCACUCAGGCUCGGAGGGCAUGCGCAGAGUCUGUCUGCCCGCCCCGCAGCUGCAGGGCAAUAUAUUCGGAGGCUUUGAUGAGAGCCUGCUGGCACGGGCAGAGGCUCUGGCGGCUGCUGACAGCAUUGUCUCUCACGGCAAGAGUCACCCGUUCAAACCAGACGUGACUUACCAUACCAUGAGCAGUGUCCCCUGCACCUCAGCCUCCUCUUCUUCCUCCACCACCGUGCCCAUCUCCCACGUCCCCUCCACCAUCGCCUCCCACCACCAUCACCACCACCUCGGACAGACCCUGGAGGCCGGGGACCUCCUGGACCACCUCUCCACCAGCCUGGCCGUGACCGGGAUGGGUGCUCCGGAGCCUCCAGGGAUGACCACGGCGGCACACCACCACCAGCACCCUCACCACCACCUGCAGACCAUGGGGCAGCUGCACCAGGCGAUGGCAACCAUGGCCCACCCUCAUUCCCUUUCAGUGCACGGCGGCAUGGCGUGCGUCAACGACGUGGAGUCGGAUCCCAGGGAGCUGGAAGCCUUCGCCGAGCGGUUCAAGCAGAGGCGGAUCAAACUCGGGGUGACCCAGGCGGACGUCGGGUCAGCGCUGGCCAACCUCAAGAUCCCCGGAGUGGGGUCCUUGAGCCAGAGCACCAUCUGCAGGUUCGAGUCUCUCACCUUGUCCCACAACAACAUGAUCGCUCUCAAGCCGGUUCUCCAGGCCUGGCUUGAGGAAGCCGAGGCUGCGUACCGGGAGAAAAGCAGCAAGCCGGACCUUUUCAACGGGAACGAGAGGAAAAGAAAGCGCACCUCCAUCGCCGCGCCGGAGAAGCGCUCUUUGGAGGCGUACUUUGCCAUCCAGCCCCGGCCCUCCUCGGAAAAAAUUGCGGCCAUCGCCGAAAAGCUGGACCUGAAAAAGAAUGUGGUUCGAGUGUGGUUUUGCAACCAGCGGCAAAAACAGAAACGAAUGAAAUACUCUGCGGUGCACUGAGUUUCACACAUCAUGAAUAAAAUAGCCUACUACAUUUUUGAUCGAGUGAUUAAUAAUAGCCUAAGUAGCCUAACUAACAGGGAUUUAUCAACUGCUCUUCACUUCUCAUCUGGGAUUAUCUCCAAAAAGACAUUUGAUUUGAUUUUUCAGUUGGUGUCACUCACUCUUCGCUGUUGCA